Molecule: messenger RNA, 2886 nt
Organism: Fundulus heteroclitus (mummichog)
Lineage: Eukaryota; Metazoa; Chordata; Actinopteri; Cyprinodontiformes; Fundulidae
Product: myosin-3-like
Exons: 1
Coding region: 31-2886 (951 amino acids)
Source: RefSeq, a predicted model, not a curated record
GAACAGCAGAAGGAAAAACUUGUUCUGGACAUGCGAAAACAAAAGAUGGUCAGAGAUGAAGUGGACUUAGAGCUGAUUGGGCACGACAUCCAGAAACAAAGGCAAAUAUUACAACAAGACAAACAACAGAUUCAAGAACAAAGGGAAGAGUUGGAACGCACAAUAGUGGAACUAUUCAAGAAGGUGGAAGAAGCAAACAAUCUGUUUGAUGUAAUCAACAAAGACAAAUCCAAAAUGAAAGAGCUUAACCUUUGUCUGAAAACCCGAGGAGAUAAACUUAAGGUUCUCAUGAACAUGAUUGCUUUAAAACCACAAAGACUACAAAGUGAAAGUCCAGAAUUCCACACACAAACACAAAAUCUAGAGCUCUGCAGGAAGAGAAUACAGGAGACGCAAGAAGAGCUGGAGGAUUUGAUGAAGAACGCUAUCACCAUGAAGGAACAGGUUCAAGUUUCCAUCAGCGGCAUCCAGAAGGACAAAGACCAAAUGAUUUCAAUGAAGAAGGACAUUGAAAAAGACAGAGAAAAACUGUCAUAUGAGAAGGAGCGCCUGAAAAGAGAACGGUCAAAGUUCAAAAUGAGACAAGAUAAACUCUUGAAUAAAUUGAAGUCAACAGCUAACCUUAGACUAACACUUCAAGGAGUUAAAGAUGCAGUCUGGGAGCACACCAAAGAGAAAAUUGGAAGACUAAAUAAGACUCAUGAAGACGCACAGUUGUUGUGUAUUUCCCUGGAGAACAAGCUUUCAACUGUUGGUGAGAAGAUGAACAGAAUAACUCCUUACAAAGAGUUAUUUGAAAGAGAAAAGAUCAAUCUAAGAUCCAUCAUUUCUUCCAUGAGUAAUCAGAGAGAAAUGAUGGAAUAUCAGUGGAAGAAAAUGGUUGACUUGGACAAAGAAGAUCUAAACAAAGUGAAGGCAGAGCUGAAAUUGGACAGACAGAAUCUGGAAGGAGUGGCUGGCAAAAUAGACAAAGAUAAAGUGGGCUUAGAAUUGAUGAUGUCUGAUAUCCAGAAAGAGCGUGCAAUAUUACAAAAAGAACAACGUGAUAUUAAAGAAGAGAGAGAGCAGAUGAAAAUCACAAAGACUCAACUAGACCUGAAGGAUGAUGAGUCCAAGAGUUGCUGGGCUGAGAUCCACAAAGAGAAAGCCAAACUUAAAGAUUUGUCUGUUUCAGUCCAAAGAAAACAGCAAAGACUUCAAGACAUCAUGAACACGCUUGCCCUAAAACAACAAGACACACAAAGGAGAGGUCAAAUGUUCCACACACAAACCCAGACACUACAAUCUAAAAGGAUCCAAGUACAGAAAGAAAAGGAAGAGAUUGAAGUUUUGAUGAGCACUGCAAACAAGAUGAAAGAGUGGCUUAAAGCUGCCAUGGCCAGUGUCCAUAAGGAAAAAGAACCAGCUGAUUAUUCGAGGGUGGAAAGGAGAGAAGAAAAACACAUGCUUUCAACCCAGGACAUAGAACUUGAAAGAGAAAGGUAUGAGCUGAAAACAAGAGAAGAUGACAUUGCCUUGGAGAAACGUCGAGAAACAGAACGUCAUAAAGUUCAAAUUCAACACCUGAAAGAAAAACUAAAUGAAUACAUGACAAUCAAAAGGGACCAGCUAAAACUAAGCACUGAAGGUGUUGAGAGACUCCAUGUUGUCUUGGGACAAAUGCUUCGUAGCCUUAAUGAACAGAAAGAAAAUAUGGCUGGUUAUAAAGAAGUAUUUGAGAGAGAAAAGGAAACUCUUAAUGCGCUCCUUUAUGAUACACAAAAACAAAGAGUACAACUGGACAAUCAAUGGAACCAACUGAUCAACAUGGAACAAUGGAACGCAAUUACUCUUCAAGCAGAACAGCAGAAGGAAAAACUUGUUCUGGACAUGCGAAAACAAAAGAUGGUCAGAGAUGAAGUGGACUUAGAGCUGAUUGGGCACGACAUCCAGAAACAAAGGCAAAUAUUACAACAAGACAAACAACAGAUUCAAGAACAAAGGGAAGAGUUGGAACGCACAAUAGUGGAACUAUUCAAGAAGGUGGAAGAAGCAAACAAUCUGUUUGAUGUAAUCAACAAAGACAAAUCCAAAAUGAAAGAGCUUAACCUUUGUCUGAAAACCCGAGGAGAUAAACUUAAGGUUCUCAUGAACAUGAUUGCUUUAAAACCACAAAGACUACAAAGUGAAAGUCCAGAAUUCCACACACAAACACAAAAUCUAGAGCUCUGCAGGAAGAGAAUACAGGAGACACAAGAAGAGCUGGAGGAUUUGAUGAAGAACGCUAUCACCAUGAAGGAACAGGUUCAAGUUUCCAUCAGCGGCAUCCAGAAGGACAAAGACCAAAUGAUUUCAAUGAAGAAGGACAUUGAAAAAGACAGAGAAAAACUGUCAUAUGAGAAGGAGCGCCUGAAAAGAGAACGGUCAAAGUUCAAAAUGAGACAAGAUAAACUCUUGAAUAAAUUGAAGUCAACAGCUAACCUUAGACUAACACUUCAAGGAGUUAAAGAUGCAGUCUGGGAGCACACCAAAGAGAAAAUUGGAAGACUAAAUAAGACUCAUGAAGACGCACAGUUGUUGUGUAUUUCCCUGGAGAACAAGCUUUCAACUGUUGGUGAGAAGAUGAACAGAAUAACUCCUUACAAAGAGUUAUUUGAAAGAGAAAAGAUCAAUCUAAGAUCCAUCAUUUCUUCCAUGAGUAAUCAGAGAGAAAUGAUGGAAUAUCAGUGGAAGAAAAUGGUUGACUUGGACAAAGAAGAUCUAAACAAAGUGAAGGCAGAGCUGAAAUUGGACAGACAGAAUCUGGAAGGAGUGGCUGGCAAAAUAGACAAAGAUAAAGUGGGCUUAGAAUUGAUGAUGUCUGAUAUCCAGAAACGAGCGUGCAAUAUUACAAAAAGAACAACGUGA